AUGCAUAACCAAACCUACUUUGCGAUUUACACCCUGAUGGAACCAAAAGACUCAAAAUCCUACAGGCAUUUAUAUUUCACAUGCUUUUUCAUUCUCUAUGUCCUGAUAUUGUUUCUGAACAUUUGGCUCUGUGUUGUUAUUUUCUUGGAGAGAGCCCUUCAUGAACCAAUGUAUAUUUUUCUAUGCAAUUUGUGUUUAAAUGGUAUAUAUGGAGCUACAGGAUUCUAUCCUAAAUUUCUAUAUGAUUUAUUAUUGGAUUCAUAUGUGAUCCCUUCUAACAUGUGUGCCUUACAAGCUUUUGUGAUUUACAGUGCAGUUAAGUGUGAAUAUUGUACAUUAGCAGUGAUGGCUUAUGACAGACAUGUGGCUAUAUGCAGACCUUUAGACUAUCAUUCAAAGCUGAACAAGUCUUCUUGCGUCAUUUUAUUUGUCUUCUGUUGGUCUGUAGCAUUAAUUACAAUGAUGAUUAGUGUUUCCUUAUCAAAUAGGUUGUCAUUAUGUAAAUAUCAUAUUGAUAAACUGUAUUGUGACAACUGGUCAAUGGUAAAGCUCUCAUGUGAAUCAACUGUCACCAAUAACAUUUAUGGAUUUCUGGUUAUUGUAUUUAUGUUUGGCCUUUUUGUUUUUAUUAUAGUUUCAUAUAUUAAACUUGUAAUUGCAUGUAAAUCAUCAUUGGAGUGCAGAAGGAAGUUUUGGCAGACCUGUGUACCUCACAUAUUUGCAUUGAUAAGUUUCUCUAUUGCAGUGUGUUUUGAUCUAAUGUACAGCAAGUAUGGCUCAAGCGAUUUCCCAGAGGAUCUGCGUAAUUUUUUGGCUUUAGAGAUCACUAUAGUGCCACCUAUUUUAAAUCCUAUAAUCUAUGGUUUAAAACUUAAGGAAAUUCGUAAGAGACUUUCAAAACCAUUUUAUAAAAUCACUAAAACAUCAGGAUAA
Messenger RNA from Misgurnus anguillicaudatus (oriental weatherfish), 933 nucleotides. RefSeq names its product olfactory receptor 5AR1-like. Gene Ontology annotation, cellular component: membrane. The record is from RefSeq and is a predicted model, not a curated record. Gene Ontology annotation, molecular function: G protein-coupled receptor activity; odorant binding; olfactory receptor activity. Gene Ontology annotation, biological process: detection of chemical stimulus involved in sensory perception of smell; G protein-coupled receptor signaling pathway. Lineage: Eukaryota; Metazoa; Chordata; Actinopteri; Cypriniformes; Cobitidae.